This is a messenger RNA of Colletotrichum higginsianum IMI 349063, 1620 nucleotides long. Its product is annotated as Inosine-5'-monophosphate dehydrogenase. Gene Ontology annotation, molecular function: IMP dehydrogenase activity. Gene Ontology annotation, cellular component: cytoplasm. NCBI's taxonomy places the organism in Eukaryota, Fungi, Ascomycota, Sordariomycetes, Glomerellales, Glomerellaceae. The transcript is spliced from 3 exons. Bases 1 to 1620 code for a protein of 539 amino acids. The record is from RefSeq and is a predicted model, not a curated record. Gene Ontology annotation, biological process: GTP biosynthetic process.
AUGCCCUCCACCAACGGAAUCAACGGCGCCAAGGUGCUCGACUCCAAGUCUGCCCUCCAGGUCUUGAAGGAGUACGAGAGCCGUGAUGGCCUCGACAUCUACGAGCUCAUGGACACCAAGAAGCACGGUGGUCUGACCUACAACGACUUCCUGCUGCUUCCCGGCUACAUUGGCUUCCCCGCCUCUGCCGUCGUCCUGGACUCUCCCGUCACCAAGAGAAUCACCCUCAAGACCCCCUUCGUCUCCUCCCCCAUGGAUACCGUCACCGAGCACGAGAUGGCUAUUGCCAUCGCUCUCCAGGGUGGUUUGGGUGUCAUCCACCACAACUGCUCGCCCGAGGAGCAGGCCGACAUGGUUCGCAAGGUUAAGCGGUACGAGAACGGCUUCAUCCUGGACCCCGUCGUCAUCAGCCGCGAUACCACUGUUGGCGAAGCGAAAGCUCUGAAGGAGAAGUGGGGAUUCGGAGGUUUCCCCGUCACAGAGACCGGUAAGCUCGGCUCUAAGCUGCUGGGCAUCGUCACGAACCGCGACAUUCAGUUCGAGGAGGAUCCCAGCCAGUCUAUCUCCACGGUCAUGGUCACUGACCUGAUCACCGCCCCCGCCGGCAUUGAUCUCCCUGAGGCCAACAAGAUCCUGGCCAAGUCCAAGAAGGGCAAGCUGCCCAUCGUCGACAAGGACAACAACCUGGUCUCCAUGAUUUCCCGCUCCGAUCUUAACAAGAACCAGCACUUCCCCCUGGCCUCCAAGUUGCCCGACAGCAAGCAGCUUCUCUGCGGUGCCGCUAUCGGCACCCGCCCCGAGGACAAGAACCGCCUCAAGCUCCUCGUCGAUGCCGGCCUCGACGUCGUCAUCCUCGACAGCUCCCAAGGUAACAGCAUGUACCAGGUCGAGAUGAUCCAGUGGAUCAAGAAGGAGUUCCCCGGCCUCGACGUCGUCGGCGGAAACGUCGUCACUCGUGAGCAGGCUGCCACCCUUAUUGAGGCCGGUGUCGACGGUAUCCGCAUCGGUAUGGGCAGCGGCUCCGCCUGCAUCACGCAGGAGGUCAUGGCUGUCGGCCGACCCCAGGCUGCCGCCGUUCACUCUGUCAGCAGCUUCGCCGCCCGCUUCGGCGUUCCCUGCAUUGCCGACGGUGGUGUCCAGAACGUUGGCCACGUCGUCAAGGGUCUUGCCCUCGGCGCUUCUACCGUCAUGAUGGGUGGUCUCUUGGCUGGUACCACCGAGUCCCCCGGUACCUCUUUCGUCUCCCGUGAGGGUAAGCUCGUCAAGGCCUACCGUGGCAUGGGCAGCAUCGACGCCAUGCAGGACAAGAAGGCUGGCAGCGGCGGCAAGGACAGUCAGAAGAGCAACGCUGGCACUGCCCGUUACUUCUCCGAGGGCGAUAGCGUCCUUGUUGCCCAGGGUGUUACCGGCUCGGUUGCCCACAGAGGUCCCAUCAGCAGAUUCAUUCCCUACCUGGCUGCUGGUCUGAAACACUCCAUGCAGGACUGCGGUAUCCAGUCCCUCAAGGAGCUCCGCGAGUCUGUUGACAACGGCACCCUCCGCUUCGAGCUCCGUACCUCCAGCGCCCAGAUGGAGGGUAACGUGAACAUGGAGUCGUACGAGAAGAAGCUAUUUGCCUGA